Mucor velutinosus is the source of this 2574-nucleotide messenger RNA. It is a transcript of the gene SHP1, whose product is annotated as protein phosphatase regulator. NCBI's taxonomy places the organism in Eukaryota, Fungi, Mucoromycota, Mucoromycetes, Mucorales, Mucoraceae. The transcript has 9 exons. Gene Ontology annotation, cellular component: cytoplasm. The coding region runs from base 1 to 2574 and encodes 857 amino acids. Gene Ontology annotation, molecular function: metal ion binding; glycerophospholipase activity. The record is from RefSeq and is a predicted model, not a curated record.
AUGUUGGAGCCCGACGCAAAGCAAAAGGACAUUACCUAUCAGAGAAGAAAUCCUCGGCCAUUGAGCCUGAUACCCGACCUUGAUGUCCCACCAUUAGUACCUCGAUGGUUUCAUGCUAUCGAUAACCCAGUAAUAGAUCCCAUUUCAAUUAGAAGAGCCAAGAGCUCAUCCACCUUGAACAAAACCCCUAUACCAAACAGUCCAUCCACACCAAAGCUUAAACUAUCAUCCAAAUGGGUUCCUUUUUCUCAACGUGACUCUGCUGCACUUGAAAAAGCGUACCAGAACCAUGAUGUCAGAGCCAAGGUGCCUGUUAACGAGGAUCAUCUGUUUGAAGUGGAUGUAACUCAGCGCACCAUCAGUCCAGUGUACUGGGAGGGACCUAGCUAUGAGGUACGUAGAGCGACAUGGUUCAUGCAAAGCGACGGUUGGGUGCCUUGUGAAGAGAACAUUGCCGAGCAAAUUGAAUUGGGCUACUAUAAACACAAGCCUUAUUUAUCAGCCAAUACUACUGCAACAACAACAACAACAGCUACUACUGCUGGUAUGGAGGAUGAAGCAGCGCAAUCCAUUGCUCCCGCGAAAGGCACGGCGUCUCCGGUCGCUAGCACCUCCACAACUGCUAUCAUGUCCACAUCAGCACCCGCAUCCACCUCCAUAACCGCAUCAGAAACAACUGUCGAAGAAAAGAAAUUAGAAAUGUCAUUAGCACAAAAACCAGUGGACAAACAGUGGAACCUACUGGGCCCAUAUCUAGGACAAUACAUUGUAUAUACAGGCGAAAAUCAUGCUUGGCUGUUAUCAAAUAGCACCAGUAGCAAGUUUGCCAAGAGCAUCAUCACUCGACUCACCAACAAGCAGAAUUUAGGUGGAACUCGUCUGAUUCGAGGCUAUCCAGCAGUGGAAGAGAUGACAAAAAAAUCCAAAACAUCAUCCGCAACAGCAUCCAAAUCAGCAGCACCCACGGCGGUUGAUGAAGACAAGGUAGAUUCAUCUUCGGAUGAGGAAUCGAACGUGAAAGAAGAGGAGAAGCAGCAAAUGGAAGCCAAUGAGGCUGAGGAUUACGAUAAUGAGAAUAGCGAGGAAGAGGUGCGAAAGAUUGAUCAUUUGAUGUUUGUCAUUCACGGCGUUGGACAAAAGAUGUCUGAAAGAACAGGCCAGACAUUUGUGCAUGAUGUCAAUGUGAUGAGAAAGACCUUUAAAUUAGCAUAUCCUGCAGCCAUAUCAACGACAAGUACGCCCAAUAGAACGAACGGUAUUCAGGUACUGCCCAUCAUGUGGAGACAAGACAUCAAGUUUGGUAUGGCAGCGGACGAUGAGGAAGGGUUUGAGGCAGAUCUCGGUACUCUGGGCGUAGAAGAUGGAUGUCCCACGUUAGAUGAAUUGACAUUGGAUGGUGUGCCCAACAUCAGAACUGUGGUAUCCGAUGUGUUGAUGGAUGUGCCCUUGUAUAUGACACCUAGAUACCGUGAAUUGAUGACACAGAUCAUCUCCAAAGAGAUCAACAGAGUGUACCGCCUAUUUGGCAACAGAAACCCUGAAUUCCUUGAAAAGGGCAAAGUGUCCAUAUUUGGCCACUCGCUCGGGUCUUUACUGGCCUUUGAUAUGCUGACAUUGCAACCCUCCACACCCCCAGAUCACCUUAGACAGCCGUUAGAAGAGCACCCUAUACCAAGCAUCAAAACCAACGAUAGAAAGCUACCGCCACUGACCUUUCCAGUACAAAACUUUUUUGCAGCUGGAUCCCCACUGGGCGUCAUCCUACUAUUACGAGGAUUCAAAAUUGCAUCGCGCAAAUCGUUGUCAGAUGCUCAUGCUGCCCUUUCCGACGUCAAAUCACCAUCACCCACAUCCAUCAAUUUCUGUUAUCCUGCAGUAGACAAUUUGUACAACAUAUUUCACAAAGCAGAUCCAGUUGCUUACCGACUUGAACCUCUUAUUGCGCGACACUACACUGCUAAACUGAAGCCUGAACCCAUUCCUUACAUGAAGGGCGGUUUAAAGGGUGUGAUUGACGCCAGUUUCAAUGUCGGAUCUGGUAUUGCGAAUCGAGCAGGUGCCAUGUACGAAUCAUUCAAAAUGGGAUUGACGACAAACUUGUUUAUGCGUGGUUUGGGAUUAUCAAGACAACAAAUCUAUGAAGACGCACAUCCGGCGGCAGAAGAUGAUGUGUACCAGCAUGACAGUGAUGAUGGUGGAGCAACACCUUCUGCCAAAGAAACGGAGGAGGAUGACACUGCCAUCAAUCGCCUGACUCGCAUUAGAUCCAACAGUGAUCCAGCACACGCCUUCUCCAAAACAGAUUUCAGGUACAAGAACAACAGCAGUAGCAGCAGCAUCAAGGGCAAAUCGUCUAUUCGUAAGUCGCCGCCUAUACCACUGCCCACAGCCAACGCAACACCCUAUUCUCAAGGCGCCCAGAAGCUAAAGAUGCUGAAUGCAACGGGAAGAGUGGACUACUGCAUACAAGAGGGUUUAUUAGAGAAUCCAUACUUGAGUGCUUUCAGUGCACAUAUGCAAUAUUGGCAGGACCUGGAUGUAGCAGCUUUUAUCAUCAAACAAAUAUACAAAUAA